Messenger RNA from Drosophila willistoni, 812 nucleotides. RefSeq names its product augmin complex subunit msd5 (gene msd5). Lineage: Eukaryota; Metazoa; Arthropoda; Insecta; Diptera; Drosophilidae. Bases 14 to 784 code for a protein of 256 amino acids. The record is from RefSeq and is a predicted model, not a curated record. The transcript has a single exon.
AUUUCAAUUUAAAAUGGACACCAAAGACGUCUCUUCUGUCGAUUUUAGCCAAUUCUCUGAAAAAGUUUACGAGGAGUUUGGGAAGGAUGCUAAAAGUACCCUCAGGGAUCUGUGCGUCAUCAAGUCGGUGAUUAAGCCAAAACAGUUUGUUGAUUUUCUACAAAAGCAAUGGCAGGAGCUCUCCACGUCAGAGAUGUCUCUGUCGUCCUCCACUCAGGAAGACGCGGAGCUGAGUUUGCUAGCCGACUAUGCGGAGUUGUGUAAAACUUUUGAUGAAUAUCCCACAAAUUUGCGCAAGUUGCCGCCACCUAAAAAACUACAGCGAGCCAAUAGCACCAUGCUCAAGGGAGUAAGCUGUGAUUUAGAACCAGAUCAAUAUAUGCAUCAUCAGUCCACAUCGGCUGAUUUGGUGCGACUAGAUAUGCAACGAGGUGCUAAGCAACUGUACAGGGAUUAUCAUCAGUUCCACGGCAAACUCAACAAAAUCUGUGAACAAGCUGCUGCAAAGAGCGACGACGAAAAGGUGUACCAAGAGAAGAUCAAACAAACCCAAGGCUUUGCCCAGCAGCUAGAUAAACUAAUACCCAAAGAAGAGGGGCAAUGUUCAGAUGCCUUCACAGCCAACGAAUCAGAGAAAUUGAAGGCCAUAGCCGAUAGCUUGGAACAACUCAACUACUUGCGCUCUCACGAAAAUGUACGUUUGCCUUAUGAUACUUUCAGCAAAGACUUGGAAGCACUCGUAGAUAUCGUAUCCAAUACUUUAAUUCAAAUUAGUUGCUUAUAAUAAAUUGAGAUUUUUGUUAUGGCCAAGA